Molecule: messenger RNA, 288 nt
Organism: Prunus armeniaca (apricot)
Lineage: Eukaryota; Viridiplantae; Streptophyta; Magnoliopsida; Rosales; Rosaceae
Source: the annotation of a GenBank genome assembly
AUGAAGGUGAAGACAAGUGCAUCUAAGUUUAGGGCUCUUGUCCAGGAGCUUACUGGUAGAGACUCUGAUGCUGAGCGUUUCAUGGAGACCAAAGGUGCCCAUUAUCAAAAUGUUCAUGAGUUUACUCAUGAGCAACAAUUGAAGGGUGUGGAUCAUGAUCAUGGGUUGUUGCCUCAGCUUCCUUUCUCGAAUUCGUUUUUUGAGUUUCCGAAUUGCUCCGAUGCUUUGUUCGAACCGUUUUCUGGGCAUUUCGAGUUGGAUGUGCACAGAAACUUUGAUCAAAUUUGA